This is a messenger RNA of Talaromyces marneffei, 714 nucleotides long. RefSeq lists its product as uncharacterized. Gene Ontology annotation, cellular component: intracellular anatomical structure. The record is from RefSeq and is a predicted model, not a curated record. The coding region runs from base 1 to 714 and encodes 237 amino acids. The transcript is spliced from 5 exons. Lineage: Eukaryota; Fungi; Ascomycota; Eurotiomycetes; Eurotiales; Trichocomaceae. Gene Ontology annotation, molecular function: oxidoreductase activity, acting on NAD(P)H, oxygen as acceptor.
AUGCCACCCAGGACUUUCAUCGUCACCGGUGCCUCGAGAGGCAUCGGUCUCGCAAGCUCCAAAUAUCUCCUCACAGCGCCUCAGUCCCAUAACGUGGUGGUAAUUGCCCGCAGCGUCGAGCUCCUUCAAAAACUCAAAGACCAGUAUGCCAAGCAAGUUGAGGCCGUCGAUCUGGCAUUGAAAUCCUUUGGGCAUCUUGGUGGAUUGGUUCUCAAUCACGGCGGACUAGGCCAAGUGGGAAAUAUUGCUGAGGCGGACCCGGAACAGUGGAAGAAGAGAUUGGAUCUUAAUUUUAUUAGCUUGGUGGCUUUUGUCAAAGCCGCACUUCCUCCCCUUCGUGAAUCCAAAGGCAGGAUCGUCUUCACUUCACCCGGGGCAUCUGUCUCGGCAUUCAGGGGCUGGGGUCUAUACGACGCCAGCAAAGCAGCCAUGAACCAUCUUGCCCUAACUCUUGCGGCAGAAGAGCCCGACGUGACGUCCGUGGCAAUCGAUCCGGGCUUAGUUGAUACCGAAAUGCAGCGAGAGAUACGCGAAGAUCUUGUUACCACUAUGGACCCUCAAUUUCAUUUGCUGUUCACGACGGUGCAUAAGGAUGGGCAAUUGCUCAAACCUGAACAACCUGGUCAUGUCAUUGCUAGAGCGGUGAUUGAUGCGCCGAAGUCAUUGACAGGGAAAUUCUUACCAUGGAACGAUCAAGCUCUAGAAGCUUUCUAA